Messenger RNA from Morchella importuna, 1113 nucleotides. RefSeq lists its product as uncharacterized. The transcript is spliced from 2 exons. Lineage: Eukaryota; Fungi; Ascomycota; Pezizomycetes; Pezizales; Morchellaceae. The record is from RefSeq and is a predicted model, not a curated record. Bases 1 to 1113 code for a protein of 370 amino acids.
AUGCCCACCGCAACCACCACAACCACCUACCUCCUCCGGCACCCCACGCCCACGGAGCUCACCCACAUCCGCACCCAGCACUCCACCUGCUGGGCCGGCGCCCUGUCCGUCUCCCAGUACCUCACGCGCGAGGACCACAUCGCCUCCACACACCUGACGCGCAACGGCGGCAUGACGCAAUGGGUGCUCGUCGACGCCGCCGACGCUGACACCGGUGGGCACAUCCUGGCCUCGUGCGAGGCCAUCCAGAAGAAGGCAUUUGUCUCGCACCCGCCUGUCGACGGCGAGAAGCGCGUACCCGUGGAGGAGGUCGUGGCGUACGGCAUUGGCAGCGUCUUCACGCCGCCAGAGUGCCGCGGGAAGGGGUAUGCGAAGGUGAUGUUGGCGAUGCUGGGUGAGCGGUUGAAGAGGAGGGGUGGGCAGAGGGUGGGGUUCUCGGUGCUGUAUUCGGAUAUUGGGAAGCAAUUCUACGCAAAACUCGGCUGGCUCCCGCACAAGUCCUCCCACAUCGAGCUCCCCGUCCGCACACCCACCCCCGCACGCCUGCACCCCUCGCGCGUGCAGCCCCUCUACCACGACGACAUCGCGCCUCUCUGCGCGCUCGAUACCGCCGCGCUACGCACGGCGCUCUCCACCCGCCACCCCAAAACUCGCGUCGCCUUCGUGCCCGACUAUAGCACUAUGCACUGGCACCACAGCCGCGAGGAGUUCAUCGGCGCCUGCGUGCGGCCGGACCUCGGCGCUCCCGCGAUCAAGGGCUGCAUCACCACCUGCGGCACCCGCUGGAUGAUGUGGGGCCGCGACUUCAGCGUCGCGGGGCCAAGACUGUAUGUGCUCCGUAUCGUGGAUUUUGGGCCCGAGGAGGGCCGGCGGGAGGAUCUGGCGGCGAUGUUGAGUGCGGCGGUGGAGGAGGCGGGGAGGUGGGGGUUGGGCAGGGUGGUGGUGUGGAGUCCGGCGGAGAGUGUGGUCGGGGCGGCGAGGGCGGUGGUGGACGGCGUGGUGGGUGUUGAGAGGGAGUGUGAGUCGAUUCCGAGCCUGAUGAUGUAUGGGAAGGGGGGGAGUGGGGAAGCGGAGGUCGAGUGGGUGCUGAAUGAGAAGUAUGCUUGGUGUUGA